AUUUUUCUCGCAUUAUUUAGAGACCACGGUAGGCCUUUGUGCACAUUGGUCUCCGGGUACCCGUGAGACAUUGUAUGCGCUUUGUUUUUAUUCUGUGGGAGAGGCCAGGGCCUUCUUUAGGCCCAGGCCUUUAGUGAGAGGCCGUAACCAUCAGAGGGGGGCUAAGCUAGCUAUUUAGCCCGCUCGAAACAGGAAUUUGUACGUUGCUUUGAUUGCAAUUCAAUUAAAUAUUUGCGUUGAAACGGUGUAAUGCACAGCGCAAUGGUUUAUGUCUUGAAAACGGGUAUUGUUUCCACCGUUCUCUAAUUACAUGCUGCUGUUGGCUAUUGCUAAAAAAUGGCGCACGGACCACGGCAGUGUCGGACAUUAGUCGUGCAAAAGGCGUCCCUGCACCCGUGCUAACAUACACAGUAUAUGGUCACAUCAGGGCCCUCCGGAGACAAAUGCAGUGCGAGGACAAUGGAUGAGGAUGACGCCCGGCUCGCAAUACACACUCAGGAGCCCAAAAUAAUCCUGCACGGAUCGGAUGAGGGUUGCGCCGGUGGGCAGGAGUUUGUCGUGGAGCUUCAAGAGACGGUGCUGGUGUCGGAGGGCGAGGGCGAGGGCAUGGCGGUGCAUCGCUUCGCCUCCGAGGAGCUGGUGAUCCAGGACGCGGUGGAGGACGUCGUGUCCGACUACGUGCACUGCGAGGAGGACGAGGACGUCGCCGUGGAGACGUGCGUGAUGGCCCUGGAGGGCGAGGAGGAGGACGAGGACGAGGAGGGCGUUGCCAUGGAGGACGGCCUGGACCACGAGCAGCAGGAGGACGACCCGGACGGAUGCGGGGACUACCUGAUGAUAUCGUUGGACGAGGCCGGCAAGAUGGUGUCUGAUGAUGGGACCGAGGUGACAGUGGAGGGGGCGGUGGAGGACCAGGAGGUGGAGAAGGAUGAGGACGGCCAGGAGGUCAUCAAGGUCUACAUCUUCAAGGCAGACUCUGGGGAGGACGACAUGGGAGAAUCUGUUGACAUCAGCGAUGGCGACACAGAGAGCAUGGCCCUAACGGGGAACCAGCCAAUCAGAGAGAAGAUGGUCUAUAUGUCCGUGGGUGACUCCCACCACCAUGGAAACCAUAGCGCAGAGGAGAGCGAGAGCUGUGAGAACCGGAACGGAGCUGCCAGCGCGCUGCUCCACAUUGACGAGUCGGACGGCGUGGACGACCUGAACCGCCAGCGCAGCAAGAACAGGCGGCGGUCAGAGCCCCGCCAGGUGCAGACAGCCAUCAUCAUUGGGCCCUACGGCCAGCCCCUCACCGUCUACCCCUGCAUGCUGUGCGGCAAGAAGUUCAAGUCGCGGGGGUUCCUGAAGCGCCACACCAAGAACCACCACCAGGAGGUGCUCACCCGCAAGAAGUACCAGUGCACCGACUGCGAGUUCACCACCAACAAGAAGGUGAGCCUCCACAACCACAUGGAGGUGCACACGCUGAGCAGCAAGGCGGCGUUCGAGUGCGAGGCGUGCGGCAAGGAGUUCCACCAGCAGGCGGCGUUGUUCUCCCACCGGCUGCAGCACCACCACCGCGAGCCCAAGGGCCAGCCGGCCUCGCCGCCUCCCGCCAACAAGAUGCACAAGUGCAAGUUCUGUGACUAUGAGACGGCGGAGCAGGGCCUGCUCAACCGCCACCUGCUGGCGGUGCACAGCAAGAGCUUCCCGCACAUCUGCGUGGAGUGUGGCAAGGGCUUCCGCCACCCGUCGGAGCUCAAGAAGCACAUGCGCACGCACACGGGCGAGAAGCCGUACUCGUGUCUGUACUGCGACUACAAGUCGGCGGACUCGUCGAACCUGAAGACCCACAUCAAGACCAAGCACAGCAAGGAGAUGCCCUACAAGUGCGAGCGCUGCUUCCAGACCUUCGCCGAGGAGGAGGAGCUGCUGCAGCACGCGCUCACGCACGAGGAGAACAAGACGCACCACUGCGACCACUGCGACCACAAGAGCUCCAACUCCAGCGACCUGAAGCGCCACAUCAUCUCAGUGCACACCAAAGACUAUCCCCACAAGUGCGCCGUGUGCGGCAAGGGCUUCCACCGGCCGUCGGAGCUGAAGAAGCACUCGCUGUCGCACCGCACGAAGAAGCUGCACCAGUGCCGCCACUGCAACUUCAAGAUCGCCGACCCCUUCGUGCUCAGCCGCCACAUCCUGUCGGUGCACACCAAGGAGCAGCAGCAGCAGCAGCAGCAGCAGCAGUCGUCGCCGGAAAAGGCGGAGGUCAAGAGGACGGUGGAGGCCCCCCAGUCCCCCCCACCGCCGCCUAAGAAGGCGGCCGCCGGCGGGGCGGGCGGGGUCGUGCCUCCGUCGACGCCGCCCGCCCGGGUGAGCGCGGCCAGCCUGGCCAGCAGUGUGACCGUGGUGAUGGGGAAGGGGCAGAAGGAGUGCAGGAUCUACCAGUGCCAGUACUGUGACUAUAGCACGGGCGACGCGUCGGGCUUCAAGCGCCACGUCAUCUCCAUCCACACCAAGGACUACCCGCACCGCUGCCACAUCUGCUCCAAGGGCUUCCGCCGGCCCUCGGAGAAGAACCAGCACAUCCUGCGGCACCACAAGGACGUGGUGCAGGAGUGAUAGACGCAGUCGGGGUACGCCAGUAAAGGCCCCGCCCCCUCGUAGCCCGGGAGCAGCCCCCCCUUCAGACUCCUCCAGGAUCAGCGACCCCCUCUGGCGCUCGGUGGGGCGCUGCACUUAGUCCGUUCGUUGUUGUUGUUUUCCUGCUCCUCCUAAACCAGCCUUCCGUCAGACAAUUGGUCGUCAGAAACGUGUGAACGUGUACAUACCGUUGGGCUCUCGUCUGACAGAACAGGCCGGGGGGUGGGGGGGGGGGGGUGGUCCGUGUGAGGCUUGCACUUCGGACUGCAUGUCUGUCGGUGUGCAUGACACAUGCAAGGUGCGGAGAACCUCAUUUUGUAGAUACGCCCUGUUUUUUAGGUUGUUUUACAGGUAACAUACUGCUCUAAACCACACUGGUCCGGAUUAUUUCUGCCGUCAUAAAACACACAACAUGUUACACAAGGAAACAUUAGCAUUUUCACACGAGACGUCAUGUUUAUGGUUGUGAAAAAUCUUUUCAAAAGCACUUGCCAAUUUUUAUUUUGUAAUACGAUGAUGGAUGCAGUAAUGAUUUGGUUGUUUCUUUGUGCUUCCAUCGGCUUCCAACUAAUUGUCUAACGUUGUUCUUCCCACGUCUCGCAAAAAUAUAUAAAAGGCGCAGAUCGUACAAAAAUGAAUUAUAUACUAGUUAACCUUCAGGCAUCUUGUUUUAGGAUUGACUUGGUGAUAUGAAAUACUGAAACUGUCACAAUAGAAAAUCAACCAGUCCAUGCCCAGCUAAAGGACUUGUGUAGUCCUCAAUAUAUUCAAUCAUUACACUAAUAUCCCCAUUCUCAGCCUCGUACGUCGGAGAACAGCCCGUCGUGUUUAAAUUACGCCAUAACCGGUGGUGUUAGGGGAUUAACGUCAAAUUAAAAAAGUUUCCUUUUUGUUUUUGAUGUUUAUACUGCAAUAAAAUGAGUGGGUGAUACGAUCAGCGCUGUCUGUCUGUGGGAGCUGACAUUGUCACGACCCACCACAUCCGUGAGGAUUUCUUUCUGUCGGGCCUUAAUAGGGUUAGAUAACGGUAAACAUGGUGCAACGUUUUUAUUAAAGAGACAAACGGAACUCAUGUCCGAGUGGUUGACGAUGAAGUCAUUGUCGAUGGAAAGGGAACUGUGUUGUUAGGCUCAGCGCCAGGGUCUGAUGGUGUAUCUCUGUACUAUGGCUUUUACUUUUUAUUUCACCUGUGACUUUUUUUGUUUUUAUAUUUAUUUCAUCAUUUACAAUGUGUUGUAUAGUUACAUGUAACUAGACUUCUAUGGGACGUAAAUUAUUGUUUUGUACACAACUCUGUAAAAAGUGUGUAGAUGUAAAACACUUUACAGAAACAAAAUCAAAACUGUGUUGUUAUCGAUGUACUUCAAUGUAUUUGUUAAGAAAAAAGGUAAUAAAAGCCAAGUAUUUUA
Messenger RNA from Gadus macrocephalus (Pacific cod), 4031 nucleotides. RefSeq names its product zinc finger Y-chromosomal protein 1. NCBI's taxonomy places the organism in Eukaryota, Metazoa, Chordata, Actinopteri, Gadiformes, Gadidae. Gene Ontology annotation, biological process: regulation of DNA-templated transcription. The record is from RefSeq and is a predicted model, not a curated record. Gene Ontology annotation, molecular function: DNA-binding transcription factor activity, RNA polymerase II-specific; RNA polymerase II cis-regulatory region sequence-specific DNA binding; metal ion binding. The transcript is spliced from 7 exons. Gene Ontology annotation, cellular component: nucleus. Bases 415 to 2601 code for a protein of 728 amino acids.